Messenger RNA from Closterium sp. Naga37s-1, 1752 nucleotides. Lineage: Eukaryota; Viridiplantae; Streptophyta; Zygnematophyceae; Desmidiales; Closteriaceae. The record is from the annotation of a GenBank genome assembly.
AUGUCGCCAGAGUCGAUCCCCGUGCAGCUGACGACGAGGUCGGGGAAGUCGCAUGCGAGCUGUGCGACGGUCAGCUCCUCCGUGUAUAGGCGCGCCGAGCCGUCGGGGAGGACGAGGAGCAUGGCGGAGGCGGAAGCGGAAGCCGCGUGGCGGAAAGGGAGCGACCAGGUCGCAGCGCAUGGGGAGGGGGAGCGGUGGCGGAAGGCGCAAUCGGGGGAGGGAGAGGUGGAGGCUAGUGGUGAAUGCUCCGCCGUGGCGGAGUUGAUUGCAGCAGCCAUACCUCGUUGGUUGCGACAAGUAACGUCGGCGAAACGGCCGUCGUGGCAUCGCCUGUCCAGGUUGCAGGUAGUUCCCCCCUACUUCUCUCCCCGCUUACUCCAUGCGUCUUUCUCCUCGCGUGUGCUGCCAGUGCUGGCUCGCCUGCGGGGCUUCUUACCCCAGAUGGAGCAGGAGAACCAGAAGCUGCAGCGAGCCAUAGAGGUACAGAGGGGUGCAGAGAGGUGCAAAGGGGCGAAUGGAGGUAAGGAUGGGCGAAUAGAGGCGUGGAUGGUGGAGCAGGGCCAACAGGCGGUGAGCAUGGAGGCAGUGGACGACUCACAGCAACACAUUGAGAUGGACCUAUCACUGGGUCUGGUUGACUUGCGCACUGCUGAUGCCGUGGCGGCAGCAGAGAGGGCUCUGUCUGGGGCCGGACAGGGGAGCUCUGUGGGCAGAGGGGACGGGGAGGGGGGAGAGGAGGGCGAGGCAGGUAGCAGCGAUUCUGACUCAGAACUAGAACCAGAGAGUGAAGAUUCUGAUGGUGAUGAUGGUGGGAAUCAGGGUGGUAUUCGAAGGGCUGAUGCACAUGGGGGAGAUGGCCUGGGCGGUGGAGACAGGUGUGUAGCGAUGGAGGAAGAUGGGGAAGCUGGAAGUGAAGAUGGAAGAGGGGGUGGGGGAGUGCUUCCAGGCGGCUCACUUGAUGGUGCUGUGGCUGGUGGGGAUUGUGGGGUGUUUCAUAACACCCUCGCAUUCCGGCUGCUUGCUCUGGACUGUGGCGCGGAUAUGGUGUACAGCGAGGAGGUGAUCGACCACCGCUUUGUACAGUGCAAGAGAGUGGUCAACUCUACGUUGAAUUCCGUUGACUUCGUGGAGCCCACCACGGGCAUUGUGGUGUUUCGCACGUGUGAGGCUGAGAGGACGCGAGUGGCCUUCCAGAUCGGCACCGCUGAUGCUGUCCGGGCUUUAAGGGCCGCUGAAGUGGUCUGCAAUGACGUGGCAGCCAUAGACAUCAACAUGGGGUGCCCCAAGCCCUUCUCCACCAGUGGCGGCAUGGGUGCUGCUCUGCUCUCCCGCCCAGAAAACGCAUGUGACAUCCUUACCACUCUGCGUCGCAACCUGCCUGCCUCCAUCGCAGUCACCUGCAAGAUUCGUCUACUCGACUCGCCCCACCGGACAAUCGACUUUGCGCGUGCUGUUGAGAGCACGGGAAUCUCAGCUCUGGGCAUUCAUGCAAGGAAGGUUCCUCACCGCCCAUCAAUGAAGGCGCAGUGGGAGGCACUCCCUGCAGUGGUGUCGUCGCUCUCCCUCCCAGUCAUUGCCAAUGGGGACGUCUUCUGCUACAGUGAUUUCGACUCCAUUCGAGCAGCAACAGGAGCAUCAUCAGCCAUGGCAGCGCGAGCGGCUCUGUGGAACCCAACCGUGUUCCGCCCAGAGGGGCAGCAGAACUGGGAGGUGGUGAAGAGGCUGUUUCUGAGGCAGAUUAGGAAGGGCUAA